Molecule: messenger RNA, 7337 nt
Organism: Neoarius graeffei (lesser salmon catfish)
Lineage: Eukaryota; Metazoa; Chordata; Actinopteri; Siluriformes; Ariidae
Product: kinesin-like protein KIFC3
Exons: 22
Coding region: 3571-6336 (921 amino acids)
Biological process (GO): microtubule-based movement
Molecular function (GO): ATP binding; microtubule motor activity; microtubule binding
Source: RefSeq, a predicted model, not a curated record
UGUUGAGCUCAGGCUUGAGCAUAAUAUGAUAGGCUAUACCAUGCGCCGAUAGUGUUCCGUGAAGCGCCUUUUGCCAGCGUCCGUUCGAGGAAAAAAAGCCACUCCCAGGAAAAAAAUUGUAAAUCUCAAGCAUUGAGCGUAGGCUAAUUUCGUCAGAAGACAAAAAAAAUUGUUCGACAACAACCCAUUUUUCCAUGACGAAGAUGUGUUUGCGUAGUCAUGAAACAGUGUCGUCACAACAUCUUUCCCCAACACUGUCAUUUUAAACAUCUCUCCACACUCCACUCCCUUUCGCUGCCAUACGCAGAUAGGCCUACGCCAAGAUCCCCAACGUUGUCCUUUUUUAAUGUUGGCUAUUCGCCUAGGUAAGGGUUUUGUAAGACAGGCUACUCACUAACAAACAAAUGAAAAUCGGAUUUUUGUAUAGGUGAAUCCAACCGGCAGAGUUUUUAAGUACGAGUCCAACCGGGAGAGUUUAAGAGUGAAGAGUGAGAGAGAGAGCUUUAAGAAAUGGCUGAUUGAGUUUUCCAACUUGUUUCAGUUGAGGGCAACGCUAAGACCAAGGAAAUUGACGUCCCAUCUACAGGUAUGGAGCUCCACGAGCACGGGACGCGAUGUUGCGAAUGGACAGCAACAGCGUCUGCCUAACAAGUUCUGCGACUGAACAAGAGCGUGCUCGAGGCAUUCAACUCUCCUGCAGCACACAGCAGGAUGUGCGCACAUGCACAUGAGAGGAGGGGGGGGGGCAUAUUUUAGUCUGCAUUACUGGCGAUAGAAAUUAAAUAAUACAUCGUCGCCGGCCGCCACUGUUAUCUUGUGCGCUCUCUGUGAUGUUGCGAUGGUCACUGCUCCUCCCUUUCACGCCCUUGUCUUGUUGCUAAAUGUAAUUGGAGUAGUUUAAGCGCACCACCAGAACAACCCUUAAGUCAACCAAGACCGCAAUGUUGCGGAAGGCCGAUGAUAGAGGGGGUAAGUGACCAGCGGAGUGAAAUGAUCACGCUGCAUGUGGUAACUCACUGCUCUCUCCUCCCUUCAUCAACAAUCGGUCUCACAUGUUGCAAGAGUGCAAGUCUUUCUUGACUUCGAAAGUUGGACAUUGUAAUCUAAUCCAAAUAAAUAGCAGCCUUUUUCAGAAAUUGCAGCAGCUAAAUAUUUAAUUCUUUGUGUAGGCUAUUUGCAAUGAGUGUAGUUUUCUGGGAGUGAAUGUUGCGCGACAAUCGAGAGAGGUUGCACACGGAAGCGCAGAUAGCCUUGUAGUCCACGUUACACUGCCAGCAGACAGCGCCUCUUCAUUUCACGGUAGCGCUUCUUUUGCAACAUUGUUAUGUAGGCCUAGUAGCCUAGCGCAGCAGCGCUUAGGUUUUGCAACAUUAUUGUAACAAUGUUGCAAAAGAUAAGCGCUACCGUGAAGAGGCGCUGUCUGGCUGUGUGACGUGGACUCAAGGCUACUCUGCGCUUCUGGAGCAGCGGAGAUUGUCAAUGUGAACCCGUGUGCAUGAUCACUCCAGUUAGAAAACAACAUUCACGGGAAAUAGAUAAAGUAGGCCUAUUAAAUAUUCAAAUGCUGCAAUUUUUGAAAAAUUAUAUUUUAAUAACAUCAACAGUAUCGGUAUCGGUAGUACUCGGUAUCGGCAAGUACUGAAAUGAUAGUACUCAUACUCGUAUCGGUUUUCACAAAUGUGGUAUCGGUGCAUCUCUAGACUAUAUCCAUAGGAUAGGGCAUGAGAAAGUGUGUGUGUGUGACAGUGACAGGGAUAGUCACUGUGCGCAUGCGCAGUUAUGCGCAUGCGUCUACUUCUAUUGUUCUGGUGUCUCCGAUGGGACCGUCUUACAGCGCACGUAGUGGUGUGGCAUGUGUAUUGCAUCGUUUUCAGCAAGUGUUGCGUUGCCAUAUGAACCUGAUAUUUUACUGAUCCGUUGCCCAUGUGGACGCGAUAUUUAAAAAAAAAAAAUCGCGUUGCCGUUGUCGUGUGGAUGUAGCCUUAGAGACACGAGAACAUACAAACUCCACACAGAAAGGCUCCAGUCGACUGGCAGGUUUGAACCCAGAAUCUGCUUCCUGUGAGGCGACCGUGCUGCACUCUAAAUCUCAUUCUACAGAUUAAUUCAUUUGCAAGUGUAUUCAGAGAGAGAGAGAGAGAGAGAGAAAAAAAAAGACACUUUCAUUUUAGCUAACUGUGUUAACACAGCCUGCUGCUACUGUCAGGUGAAAGGGGAAUUCCAGGAUGUUGGCUGCCAGGUCUCCUGUCAUACGUUCUAACGUAGGAUGUCCGAAAUGUCAGGAACCAUGAAGAAUAAAACUACAUGUGCUUAAUUUGGUAUUUAUUAUUAUUUACAGCAUAUGUUCUACAUGUUCAUCUUUAUGCUCUAUGCAUUUUCUCAGCCACUGUAUCACGUUUUUUAAGAUUUUGCUCAACAUAUUUGGAUCAAUGUAUUUGCUCAGUAUAUUCCCAUUGGUUCUUGACUUUUCAGACACCCUGUAGAGGAGCCACAGGCCAGAUAACAUCUGUCCGUGGGCUGUGUUUGCCCCACCCUCCACCAGAAUACACAUAGUUAUGGCCAUUAGUGUAGAUGUCAUUACUGUUGUUGAGAUUCUGUUGACCUACAGCACAUUUUAUCUUCUGUUCUGCAGGGCACUGAUGGACAUUGUGCACGAGUUGAUCCCAGUGUCUGUAAACAUCAUCCUGUCACUCUCAGCUCUGUCUGCUGCUUUUCACCUGUUCAGGGACCACCGAGCUCCAUCAGUGGGUUUUUUCCUCAUCGCAUGCUCUUCGUUUCUGGCUGUUAUCCCUCUGCUGCCAGCUCUGUCUCAGGCCCAGAGAGAUCUAGAAUGGGCAGGUGAGACACUGGGCCCUUCCCUGUCUGCCUUUGGCUUUUUGUGGCUCAGUGGAGAUCACUGGACUGCCCAUGUACUCCUGAUUGGUUCAGCACUUUUUCUGAUGCUCUCCGAUUGGCUGUCGGAGGACGGCUUGGUGAUCAUGACACGCUGUGUGUCCUUGUCAGCACUGUCAUGUGCUCUGACAGUGUGUCUGUUUGCUUCCAGUGGGACUGGUAUAGUGGGCAGCGUGGCCCUCAGCCUUCCUGCUCUUGUGGCCCCAAAGGUCAGAGGUGUCAGCGUGGCGCCUCUGAUAUCUUCACAUGGUGCCACAUGGUUAUUGGGGUGGAGUAUGAAGGUCAUCAUGGCUGUAGGGUGCUGGACAACGAAGAUCGCUUUAGAUGCAUUCCACCAGGAUCUGAAUGUCUGGGACGGAACCCUAUGAGAGAGGAUUCAGAGAACUCCCUAUGACAGCACUGAGUACACGUUCUGCAGCUGGUAUCGGCGAGGGAGGGGGAAAGUAGAGAGGGACACAGUGUCUGUGCUGGAGAAGGAGGGGGAGGAGUAGAAAGAAGCAUAAAGAUAGAAGAGCUCUGCUCAUCAGCACCAUGUAGAGCUGCAAUCUGGGCCAGAAGAAUGUAGAGAGAGGAGAAUGCUGCUGCUGGAGCUGCUUGAUCAACGGCGCGAGCAGAGUGGGAGAUGUUCUAAAGAAGCUUUUCCACAGCUGACAGUGAGUAAAGUGUACCUCGGGGAAGAUGUAUGCCUUCUACUCUCUGCUGGUCUACAUCUUCUACACCGUUUUUAAGAAGGACGAGGAGACUGCACUUGAAGGGGCAUGUGGAGAGCCGACAGAGGAGCCUGGCCAUGUUUCCAUGGAAACAGGGAGUAGGAGGAAAGGUGGCCACACCUCCAGGUUGGGAAAAAGGCAGUGUGACAGAAUCAGUGAUUCAAGCAGCAGCAGCAGUGACAGUGAUGAACCGUCUCUCAGCGAUGAAGACGGCGACAUUGAUGACAGUUAUGCAGUCCCAGCCAAGACACCUUUGGCAGCCUUCCUGUCCUUCAAACAGGAAACGGAAAAGAGGAGAGUUUCCAGUGUCCACACUGAGACAGGAGAAAAGGUGUUUGAGUCUCCUCUGGUAGCAGUGAUGUCUCAUCUACUGAGCUUCCUGGAGCAGUACUCACACCUGCAACAGCUGCAACAGCAGGCCGAGCAGUACCGCAUGCAGCUGCACAGGCACCGUGUGCAGCACCGGCGAAAGAUGAAAGCUUUGCGCAGCUCGUACCGCCAGCGCCUUCGUGACAAGAGCAGCGUCAUCCACAGCCUGGAGGAGGCCAUUGCUCAACAGCAGACUCCUUCACCUGAUAAUGACACAGGGUCUCCAGGUCUACAUAAGCUGGUGCAGUCUCUGUGCGGCCUGCAGGGGGAGAGGAGCGUGCUGCGAGGCGAACUGCGUCUCCUCCACUCACAGCUGGAGCAGAGAGAGCAGGACCGCCACUCCAAAGUACAAGCCUUCCAACAGCAGAUUGAUGAGCUGAAGAGCUGCAUUGAGGAGCGAGAAGAAGAGCUGUCCAAACUCCGCAUUGCAUCUGGAGCAACAGACUCAGAAAAGCGCAUGCUGUGCUUGUCAGCUGAGAAUGAGAGUCUGAAACAGAGCCUGUCUGUGACUCAGGGUCUCCUGCAGCAGCUGUCCAUCAUCCCAUCUCAGUCCAGCUCACUGCUCAUUAAGGAGAACGAGAACCUGCGCAGCCGUGUUCUACAGCUGGAAUGCACUCUGCAGCAGCGGGCUGAGCAACUUUCACGCCUGGAGCGCCAGAGCGAGCAGGACCAGUGGCGGAGGGGAGAAGAGUUCCGGAGACGAGAUGAGAGAGUGAAAGAGCUUCAGCUCGAGCUGGACAAGGAACGCAGCAAGGAGCCUAUCGUGAAAUAUCUCACUCAAACGGUGGAAGUGGAGUCGCCUUCAUCAGUGAGGCAACUCGCUGAGGCUAGACAGAAAAACCAACAACUAAAACAGAGGUUGUCCAGUCAGAAAGAACGAUGCAAACAGCUGGAGGAGAAAAUCAGACGCUCUGAUGAAGUUAGCUGCAAUCUUCAGCAUAAGAUUGCUGCCUAUGAGAGAGAGAUCGGGACACUGCAGGCAGAGCUGAUGAAGGAGAUUGAGCAUCUGGAGGAAAAAAAAGAUGCGGCUGUGAAAGCAGCGACAAACUGUUCACAGGAGCAGUUUCAGAGCCUGCAGGAUCAGUUCAGGACUCUACAGCAGCGUCUGAAGGCUCUCCCUCCCACCCUGCGCUCUAUGAAGACAGAUUAUGCCAGUCUGCGCAGUCAGGUCCGCAAUUUUUCUGACUUUUAUGGAUCAGCCAUCAAAGAAGCCAAGAAUCAGAUUUCAGCAGCAAUAAAUGAAAUGUCCGAGGCCAAUAAGGACCUUCUGGAGAAAUACAGGAAAGAGGUUGCCCUUCGCAGGAAAUACCACGAGCAGUUAGUAGAGCUGAAAGGCAACAUCCGUGUCCUGUGCCGUGUGAAACCAGUCCUAAAAGAAGACCAGCAUGACGAAUGCCAGCCUGUCGCUGUGACCACGGACCCACACAAUGAAUCUACACUCACUGUCCUGAGUAAGGGCAAAGCAAAGACCUUUGAGCUGGACAAAGUCUUUCACCCUCAGGCUACUCAAGAGGAGGUGUUCCAAGAAAUCGAGCCCCUAAUCACCUCCUGCAUAGAUGGAUAUCAUGUCUGCAUCUUUGCUUACGGUCAGACAGGCUCAGGGAAGACCUACACCAUGGAGGGUCCUGUGGAGAACCCAGGCAUCAACCAGCGAGCUCUGAAGCACCUUUUCAAUGAGAUUGAGGAAAGGAAAGACAUGUGGACCUACACAGUCACUGUCAGCUCAGUGGAAAUCUACAAUGAGGUUCUCAGAGAUCUGCUGAGUAAAGAUGGAGAGAAGCUGGACAUCAAAAUCAAUCCUGAUGGCACAGGUCAGCUCCAUGUGCCUGGUCUCAGGAUCAAAGAAGUCAAAAACUUUCAGCAUAUCAAAAAAAUUCUGGCAACAGCACGGAGAAACAGGAUAACAUUUGGAACACAAAUGAACCAGCAUAGCUCUCGUUCACACGCUCUGCUCACCAUCACAGUGCAGGGAACAGACCUCGCCACCGGCACCAAAACCACCGGUAAGCUGAAUCUGGUGGACCUGGCUGGUUCAGAGCGUGUGUCCAAGUCAGGGGCGGAGGGCGAGCGGCUGAAGGAGGCCCAGAACAUCAAUCGCUCAUUGCUGGCACUGGGGGACGUGAUCCAGGCCCUGAGGGGCCGCCAGACCUACAUCCCCUUCAGGAACUCGCGCCUCACAUAUCUACUGCAGGACUCACUGGGCAAGGGCAACAAAACAGCCAUGGUGGUGCAGAUUUCCUCACUGGAGAGGAAUGCUGAAGAGACGCUGUGCUCGCUGAAGUUUGCGCAGCGUGUGUGUAAAGUAGAGCUGGGCCCUGCUGCACGGAAGACUGAAAGUGGAGGGCAUUGUGAAAACUACUCCUAAAGCGACCUCCACCUGCACACUUCUGCAACUAGAAGUCCGGGAAUCUUUUUAUCCAAAGUUGUUUUGUCUGAGAUAUCUAAUGAGAUUCCUAUUUUAUUUCAAGGGCUAUGGUUCAGGAAACCACAUAAGUAGCAUCUAUUUCUUCCUGUUGAGUAUUCGCAAGAGUCACGGUUAAUUGAGGUAUUUCACCUGACGUCACAGGGUCACGUGACGCCCCGGUGUCUGCCAUUUUGAACGUCAAGCUACAUACUAACGCUGCAGACAGAGAGGGAGAACCAGCUUGAAAAAAAAACGUGUUACAGACACCUAGAAUAGAUUAAUUUGUCAGUAAGCACUCUAUAAAUAACCAUGGUGUUUGCUUGUUGUGCUGUGGGCUGCCACAACAGACAGGGACAGCGUGCAGGACGCUCCUUUUACCGGUUUCUAGUGAUGGGAAUUUCGGCUCUUUUGGCUCUUCUUACUAUAAGGAGCCGGCUCUUUCGGCUCCCAAACGGCUCCUGAGAUUUUAUCUCAUCAUCUCAUUAUCUCUAGCCGCUUUAUCCUUCUACAGGGUUGCAGGCAAGCUGGAGCCUAUCCCAGCUGACUACGGGCGAAAGGCGGGGUAUACCCUGGACAAGUCGCCAGGUCAUCACAGGGCUGACACAUAGACACAGACAACCAUUCACACUCACAUUCACACCUAUGGUCAAUUUAGAGUCACCAGUUAACCUAACCUGCAUGUCUUUGGACUGUGGGGGAAACCGGAGCACCCGGAGGAAACCCACGCGGACACGGGGAGAACAUGCAAACUCCGCACAGAAAGGCCCUCGCCGGCCCCGGGGCUCGAACCCAGACCUUCUUGCUGUGAGGCGACAGCGCUAACCACUACACCACCGUGCUGCCCCUGAGAUUUUAUUUUUGAUUUAAUUGCUGCAAUUAACUAGUUAAUUAAUUACAUUAUUAUUUAUAUUUUAUCAAUAGGAUGUUUUCCAUUUUAUUUUUUAGUUUUUGUAGCCAUUGUA